GCUAGACCCAGAUUUUAGACCCCAGAUUUUAGACCCCAGAUUACAGACCCCAGUGGCAUCCGUGUAUGUGGCUUUUGUUGCGCGAAAUGACGCAUUUGCGUGUAUAUGUCACGCACAAACGCGUACAUCUGCAUUGUGCUGCUGCUUUUAUGUGUUUGUGCUGGGCAUCGCAGAAGGUGGAAAUGGAAAUGAGUUUGGUGAGUUUGGUGAGUUUGGUGGAAAUCAAACCAAAAUCCUUUGAGGAAAGUGCGAUCAACUUUUCACCAGGUAAUAGACCUGUUCUUUUCUGAAUUUUAAACUGCAUUUUCAAUGAAUGACACUGGGCUUAGUUGCACUAAAGUCGUUGUUUGAUAUGAUAUCGCAAUGGCUAAAGCUGGUAUCAGUCACUGAGCAAAUGACUCCAAUUUAGCCAUGAUUUGAAGGUCAAACACAACUCUGGAUUUAUUGACUUUUUUGUGGAGGGUCUUUGAAGCUAAUUGAAUCCAUCUGUAAUGACUUUUAACAUCAUUAUUUGCAG
This is a messenger RNA of Ascoidea rubescens DSM 1968, 517 nucleotides long. RefSeq lists its product as uncharacterized. The record is from RefSeq and is a predicted model, not a curated record. Bases 87 to 290 code for a protein of 67 amino acids. Lineage: Eukaryota; Fungi; Ascomycota; Saccharomycetes; Ascoideales; Ascoideaceae. The transcript has a single exon.